AUGAUGGGCAAGUCGAUGAUGUUUUGUCCGGAAUGCAACAACAUGUUGUAUCCGAAGGAGGACAAGGAGAAGCGCCAGCUACAGUUCCUCUGUCGCCAGUGCGACUACUCGAGGUACCCUAAGAAAACCGACAUCGCGCAGCACAUUGUAGAUCGCACCAACUUCAAUUAUAAAUCCAAGGAGGACAUCGUGAUCUCCUCGGAGCUGUCGAAAGAUCCGACGUUGGGCCGCGUGUUUGACUGGCAGUGUCGCCGCUGCAAAGGCGUCGGCGGCGUGUUUUACCAGCUGCCUGAGCGCGUCGCGGAGGACGCCAUGACGCUGGUCUACGUGUGCACGCGGGUCGACUGCGGCGCGUGGGAAAUCCAGCAGCCCGACGUGCAGGGCGCCGGCGCCAGCGAGGACUCCCGCGAGCCCAACGAGGGUGGCAGUCCCCUCCGGGCCAGUCCCCAGCGCGCGCGAGCAGCGACGAGGCUCGAAGAGAACGCGGAGGAGGACGCCGCAGACGCCGGCAGGGACGAGGGCGUUUCGGUGAAGCGACCACUGGGACAAGACUCUCCGCGCGAAGAUAACGAGGAGGACGGCGCGGCGGGCGCGUUCGCUUCAGAAGAACAAGUCGAGUUGAUUGAAGACGAUGAUCUCUUUGGCGAGCGAGAAGAGGGCGAAGAGAUCUUCGCGGCGGAUCGCGGAGGAGCCGCGGCACCCUUCGAUGAAGACGAGAUCUACGCUCACCGCCCGGCCCCAGAGGCCGCCGACGAAGGCGAACGCGAACUCGAUGACGUUGCGUUUGAGUAG
Molecule: messenger RNA, 792 nt
Organism: Besnoitia besnoiti
Lineage: Eukaryota; Apicomplexa; Conoidasida; Eucoccidiorida; Sarcocystidae
Product: DNA-directed RNA polymerase II RPB9
Exons: 5
Coding region: 1-792 (263 amino acids)
Biological process (GO): maintenance of transcriptional fidelity during transcription elongation by RNA polymerase II; DNA-templated transcription; transcription-coupled nucleotide-excision repair
Cellular component (GO): RNA polymerase II, core complex
Molecular function (GO): zinc ion binding; nucleic acid binding; DNA-directed RNA polymerase activity
Source: RefSeq, a predicted model, not a curated record